This is a messenger RNA of Gadus morhua (Atlantic cod), 2231 nucleotides long. Its product is annotated as fascin. NCBI's taxonomy places the organism in Eukaryota, Metazoa, Chordata, Actinopteri, Gadiformes, Gadidae. The record is from RefSeq and is a predicted model, not a curated record. Gene Ontology annotation, cellular component: cell projection membrane; microvillus; lamellipodium. Gene Ontology annotation, biological process: cell migration; establishment or maintenance of cell polarity; actin filament bundle assembly. The transcript is spliced from 5 exons. Bases 1 to 1494 code for a protein of 497 amino acids. Gene Ontology annotation, molecular function: actin filament binding; protein-macromolecule adaptor activity.
AUGUCUGCAAUGAGUGCCAACGGACCCGGUGAGCUGCUGCGGAUUCCACUGGGUCUCGUCAACGGCGGUGGGAAGUAUCUGACGGCGGAGGCGUUCGGCUUCAAAAUCAACGCGUCCGCCUCUAGCCUGAAGAAGAAGCAGACCUGGACGUUGGAGCAGACCGGCGAGGACGGAAGCGCCGUCUUCCUCCUCUCCCACCUGGGCCGCUAUCUGGCCACGGACAAAGAUGGGAACGUCACGGCGGAAUGCGAGACGCGCAGCAAGGACUGCAGGUUCGUUAUCACCGCGCACGAGGACGGGCGGUGGUCGUUGAUGUCCGAGCCCCAUGGGCGCUACCUUGGCGGCAGCGAGGAUCGAAUCACUUGUUUUGCACAGGCGGCCACGCCGACGGAGAAAUGGAGCAUGCACCUGGCCGUGCACCCGCAGGUCAACCUCUACAGUAUCGCGCGCAAGCGCUACGCCCAUCUGAGCGUCAAAGGGGAGCGUGGAGAAGUGGCAAUAGACCGGGACGUCCCCUGGGGGGUCGACUCGCUCAUUACACUGGUUUACCGGGACCAGCGCUACCAUCUCGAGACCUCUGAUAAUCGUUUUCUCCGAAACGAUGGCACUCUGUCCAAUAACACUGAUAAGGACACCGGGUACAUGUUGGAAUUCCGCUCUGGCAAAGUGGCCUUCCGUGACUGCAGCGGCCGGUAUCUGGUGCCGCUGGGUCCCACGGGCACAAUGAAGUCCGGGAAGGGAACCCGGGCUGCCAAAGAUGAAUUGUUUGGGCUGGAACGCAGCCACGCACAGGUCGUUUUGACCGCAGGCAACGAGAGAAAUGUCUCCACAAGACAAGGGAUGGACCUGUCGGCCAAUCAGGACGAGGAAGGGGACCAAGAGGUGUUCCAGGUGGAAAUGACUCCCGAGGACAGGAAAUGUGCUUUCCGCACUGCCGCUGGGAAGUACUGGACCCUCACACCCUCUGGCGGGCUCCAAUGCACCGCCACCACCAAGUCUGCAGACACCUAUUUUGAAUUGGAGUGGUGUGACGGGCGUGUGUGCAUGCGUGCUGCCAAUGGGAAGUACGUGAUGGCCAAGAAAAAUGGACAACUUGCCGCCACUGUUGAGAACACAGGGGAGGCCGAGCUGUUCCUCAUGAAGCUGAUCAACCGGCCAAUCAUUGUGCUCCGUGGAGAGCAUGGUUUCAUUGGUUGCCGUAAGGCGGGCAUGGCAACGCUGGAUUCCAACCGCGCCUCUUACGAUGUCUUCCAGCUUGAGUUUCACAACGGCGCCUACUCGCUCAAAGACUCCCAGGGGAAGUACUGGAGCGUCGGCGAUGACAAGGCAGUGAGCAGUAACAGCCCCACCCCUGUCCAGUUCCUCUUAGAGUUCUGCGAUCUGAACAAGAUGGCCAUCCGGGCCCCAGGGGGGAAGUACCUCAAAGGAGACCACGCUGGAGGGCUCAAGGCCAAUGCUGACUCAAUAGACAGCGCCACCUUGUGGGAAUACUGAAGGAUCUGACUUUAGCACAAUGUAAUCUCACAAUGGGUUGGUUCAUGCUAAUGUUUUUGUGUAUUUUAUUGUAUUCAUUGGCAUCCCUUCCCCUUUGGAUUUUGACUGGAAAUCUGCAUUUACAUUUACAAGUCUUAGUGUAAGGGCUUGAAUCAUCACACGUCGAAUGGGAAGUAUAAUUCCUGGUCAUAUGUGUAGACCCUAUUAACAUUUUAGGAGAAUGGUAUAAGUAGUCAUUAACAUGAAUCUCUUGCUACCGUAUUAACCUAAGUGUAAACAAAUACAUAUCACGUUGCAUCUAUGUGCUGUAAAUAAUGCCUUCUUUGCCUCAAGCACAAAAACAAAAUCUUUAUAACUGGGAAAAUGUUAAGUGCACAAUUACGCUAAGCUUGGUAUAGGAAACCAAAUGUGAUGGGCUUGCAGACAGGCAGGUGACAUAAAUCAAUAGGCCUGUACAUUAUUUUGCAUUGCUGCUACAGAGUGAAACAUACAGUGAGGGGAACCAGACUUGUUUUGUGUGUUUGCAGUACACAUCUUAUAUGAAGCACAUCCCGCACAAGAAAACUUGCAACACAGAAACAAGUCGACUGUAUUUGCUGUCGCAUGGAGGUUGUGCCUUGCAUUGAAUUGAAUGUUUUUCAAAUCCAUGUUGUUAUCAUGUGUAUUUUCUAUAUAUUCUCCCAUGUGAAACGCCCUCAAUGAAGCUUCGACAAUAAAGUGUUCUCUUGUCAAGUGAA